GGCAUGCAUGCCAGAAUAACAAAGGCAUCACUACUCUAUCGGGAGGAUAUAUUUCCUUACAAAUAAGCUUCUUUGGCUACCAAAACAUGAUGCCCCUUCAUUGAAAUUAGGAUGGGAGUGGUGGUUUAUUUGGACACCAUAUUGGUUCCCUUGAGCCUUUUUUUUACGUUGGGUUACCAUGCCUAUCUCUGGCACAGCUUCAAAAACAUGCCCUGUAAUACCACCAUCGGAAUCAAUACAUUAACAAGGAGAGCAUGGUUUCAAGACAUAAAACAGGGUGAUGACAAGAAGAGUAUGCUGGCUGUCCAAAGUUUGAGAAACGCUCUAAUGGCGACCACGCUCACUGCUUCAAUAGCCAUUCUUGUUAACCUGGCACUGGCAGCUCUGGCCAACAAUGCCUUCAAAGCAAGCCACCUCCUCAACAACCCUACUUUCGGAUCCCAAUCUGGUAGGAUUCUUGUCGUCAAAUUUGGGUCGGCAUCGCUCCUUUUGUUGGUUAGCUUCUUAUGCAGCUCUAUGUCCAUUGGAUACCUGAUCGAUGCAAAUAUCUUGAUAAAUGCUUGUGGGGAAUUCUCAUCUCUUGGACACACACAAAUCAUAUUCGAGCGGGGGUUCAUGUUGGCUCUCAUCGGUAACCGGGUACUCUGCAUUACCUUUCCUUUGAUGUUAUGGUUGCUUGGUCCGGUGCUAGUGGCUUUGUCCUCAGUGGCAUUGAUUUGGGGGCUUUAUGAACUCGAUUUUUCAGGAAAAUUAACAAAUUAGGCGUCAAUUAAGCAAAGUCGCCGUGAACGUACACUUGUAUGUAUGAUUGUAAAACGACCUUCUAAAUUAUGAACUGUUAUGAUGCAAAUAAGAAAAGCUAACCUGAUUGAAAGAGAGAAGAUCAUAGAAUGGAAAAGCUACUCUGUAUUAAUUCAUGCGUAUCGAUCUGGCAAAUUAAGAAUGUAAGAGUCCGGGCAGCCGGACAAGUCGAUUAAUGCAGAUCAAGAGUAUAUAAUAUGUAGUUGUCAAGCUCUGGA
Juglans regia (Persian walnut) is the source of this 1019-nucleotide messenger RNA. RefSeq lists its product as uncharacterized. Lineage: Eukaryota; Viridiplantae; Streptophyta; Magnoliopsida; Fagales; Juglandaceae. The record is from RefSeq and is a predicted model, not a curated record. The transcript has 2 exons. Bases 112 to 762 code for a protein of 216 amino acids.